Molecule: messenger RNA, 1071 nt
Organism: Copidosoma floridanum
Lineage: Eukaryota; Metazoa; Arthropoda; Insecta; Hymenoptera; Encyrtidae
Biological process (GO): G protein-coupled receptor signaling pathway
Cellular component (GO): plasma membrane
Molecular function (GO): G protein-coupled receptor activity
Source: RefSeq, a predicted model, not a curated record
AUGGACGGGUACGGUGGAAAUUACCGUGGUGCCGGUAGUCAUGUACACACCACCGCCAUGUAUUUACAGCUGGGCGACUUUUUGAACCUGUGCUACCCCCCGCCAAUGAUACUCCUCGGUUUCUUGGGAAACCUUUUGUCGGGCUUGGUCUUCAUGAGCAAACAGAUGCGAGUUAGGAGCUCCAGUUACUAUCUGGCGGCUCUCGCGUUCGCCGAUAUUGGUUUUCUCUCGUGGUUCCUGAUCAACUGGUUGAACUUCUAUCUUAGCUUAAGGGUCUUUGACUGGCCUGGAUUCUGCGAGGUUGCGAUAUACAUACGCUCGGUCUGCGUGAGCUUGAGCGCAUGGCUAAAAGUCGCCUUCACUGUCGAGCGUUUCGUCGCUGUCCUGUACCCACUACACCGGCCGCAGAUCUGCACUGCUCGUCGGGCCCAACAUAUAGUUCUGACGUUGGUGGCUCUCGCCCUCGUAAGUCACUCGUAUUGCAUCGUCACCUUGAAUCCUGUUAACUUCGACCCCUGGAUCACCAUGUGCAAAACGAAGAAUAAUUAUCUUAAAACGAUGUACAUCGUCAAUAUCGUCAACGACCUCGUUAACCUCGUCGGGCCCAUCGUCCUCGUCGCCGUCAUGAACACCUGCAUCUGGUUGAAGUUUUCGCGCUCCGGGAAGCCCUUUGCCUAUGGCCAUCAGCAGCAGAACUUGGAGCUUCAGAGCCAGCCACAGCAGAUGCCACAGGGCAGCCAAAUUUAUAACAUACCAAAAUCGGUUUCCUCCACCACCCCGGUGUGGUUAUCUGCGAUAAUCGCGAUGUGCUCGUGUCGCUGCUUCUGGGAGACCUUCUUCAGCAUCCUGACCAUCCUGUUCAUAACCGUGCUCGUGCUCAUGCUCGUCUGCAACAAGGACGACACAUGCGGGGCGGAUGAACAUUUCCACGAGACUCGGCACAAGAUACUGCGGUUCUUCCACAUCCACGACUACGAGAGGCCGAUCUCGGGCUUCAUCGACAAGUUGUCCAACGAGGCCGACAAGUUCAUCAACAAUUUGAAGAAACCCGUGACAAACGACUACCGAUGA